Molecule: messenger RNA, 917 nt
Organism: Oppia nitens
Lineage: Eukaryota; Metazoa; Arthropoda; Arachnida; Sarcoptiformes; Oppiidae
Product: phospholipase A and acyltransferase 2-like
Exons: 3
Coding region: 96-806 (236 amino acids)
Biological process (GO): N-acylphosphatidylethanolamine metabolic process
Cellular component (GO): cytoplasm
Molecular function (GO): A2-type glycerophospholipase activity; glycerophospholipid phospholipase A1 activity
Source: RefSeq, a predicted model, not a curated record
UAUAUAUAUAUAUAUAUAGAGAGAGAGAAAGAGAGAGUGAGAAAAACAAAACUAAAAGUUUUUAUGAAUCACUGAUUAUUUAUUCACUAAUUUAUAUGAAUGAAUGCAACUAUUAUUCUGUGGAAGUGCUGCUAACGAUGUCUUCAGAUAAUAAUAAUAAUAAUAGUAAUAAUCAUAAUAUUAAUCAAUUGCGGCUCCAAUUGGGUUCGUAUAGGUUGGCCUCUGAAUUGACGCCCGAGUUGGCCGAUAUCAUAGAGAUUGAUCGCAUGCUAUAUACCCAUUGGGCUAUCUAUGUGGGCGAUGGACAAGUGGUCGAUGUGGUCGGCGAUGACGACAACGAUUUACCAGACAAUGAAGAAGCUAUUGUCCGUAGGUCACUGUUGACCGAUGUUGCCGGCGAUAACUAUUGUCGGGUUAACAAUAAGGAGGUUCCGGUCAAAGAGCGCUGUCUUCAGCCCUUACCCGCCGACUUAGUGGUCAAAGAAGCCAAUGCUAUGGUUGGCUCAACAGUCGACUAUAAUUUAUUGACCCGAAAUUGCGAACACUAUUUGACUCAAUGGAAAUAUGGACAGCCAUGGAGUGAUCAGGCAGCGGUAGCUCUAUCAGCAAUACGAGCCCUUAGGAGAGAGCAUAAGGACUCGAUCUCCGAUGGCCACAGUUUUAUGGUCAACACACUUAAUGAAGUGCUCAACAGUCCCGGACAACAAUCGGGAAGUCCAUCACUCAAUGAGUUGCGUUCAAACUCUAUCGGCACGUGUCAGCUAACGUCGGCCAGCAGUCAAACAGAGGUCACUCAUGUAAUCUAAGUGUUUAAAAAAAUUCAAUAUAGUAUAUGAUUUUGUUGUUGUAAAUUUCGUUAUGAUUUUGCAAUCAACAUGUUUUUUAAGGAUAUAUAUAUAUUUAUAUAUAUAUUGAUG